CGAGCCGCCAGCGCUCGGCCGGGAGGCUGCCGAUUCGCCGCUCACACCCUUGCGAGUCACCCUCGCGGACGGAAGUGCGGAAUGCCUGCCUGACACACUCGGAGAGUGCACACGCCUCUCGGUUCGCGUGCUCCGUCUGUGCGCCGGAGUCCUCUCCCGGAGCUUUCCUUUUUUUCGCUCCGGGCUCCCUCCAGCUGUGCCCGGAUUAUACCAGUCGCUCUGAAGAUGGGGAACAUGGCUUGUGUUCCCCAGGCACCUGGGAAAUUCAGAUAUUCCUUCUCCAGAAAGCCCUCGCUCAGGAAAGAACAGGAGAGCAAGAAAAAACUAGCCAGCCUCUUUGGUUUUGAACCAGGACAAGAGCGGGACGUCACCUCAGACAAGAUUCUGCAGUAUAUCCCUGGAAAGAGCCUCACAAACCAGGAAAAUGAGAAGGAAAACUUGGACCAGCGGUUCCCAAGCCUGUUCAAGAAGGGGCGGCGGAAAACCGUGGUGCGAAACAUGGGUCAGAUUAUCCAUUACUCCAAAGUCAAAUUUAAAUUUCAGCACAGUCCGGAGGUGAAUGACUGCUACCUGGAGCUCUUUCAAGCCUACCUCUAUUUUCAGUCUCUCGGGCCCAAUGGACUCACCUACCAGGGUUUGCUGCCUUUGAGAGAACUCCAGCUUCAUGAACUGGAAAAUCCAAAGGGGACGCAGCAAGAAAUUUAUGCCUUCCAAAUUACAGGUCCUUUGCUGAACCCCCUGAUCAUCUACUGCCCUGACAGGUCGGAGCUGAAGCGCUGGCUCUACCAUUUGGAGAAGCAGAUCCACUUAAACGGGGGGAGCCUCAGUUUCCCCUUCCUGAUGCAGCGUGAAUGGAAGCAGGACUCCGCUGGGAGGGAGGAGCUGCGGUGGUCCGUGCAGAACACCCCCGUGCAGGAGUGGCGGGGCACCCAGCGGGAGUCCCUGGGAGACAUCCUCUGCGUCUCCAAAGUGAAGCUGCAACACUUGCCCUUCCAGGAGCAGCACGACCGGCUGCUGAUCCUCUAUCCUUCAACCUUGGUCAUAGUAUCUGAGGAACGCAACGGCCUCUACUUUAAGGGAGAAUUGCCCCUGAACGCAAUCCAAGUGCAGUUUGAAGAAAACCAGAAAACCUCAUUUUUAAUAGAAGGCCGAUUAAUCAACUCUAUUCGGGUGAUUUGUCCCAGUUAUGAAGAUUACCAGGAGUGGCUUUACUGCCUCAAGACAGCUCAGUUCCGCAAUGCCGACUCCUCUCUUUCUGGAUCAGAGAGUUUCACAGGACCAAAACCAGCGCACCUGGCUCAGUUCUCAGGAAGCGGGAGAGGCUCUCUGACCUCCGAUGGACGGACAAACUCCUGGGCAUCGGGCGGGAAGGGACCGGCCUCUACACAUCACUCCCAGAAUAGCACGGGCUCCCGUUCCGAGAAACAGUCAUUUCGGGUGAUGCCAGAACCCCGGUUGCCAGAUGGGCCUCUGCCUCAAGCAGCCUAUGGCCCAGGAAAUCCAGCCACCACAAGUACAGGGAUGCCAAAAACUGAAAUGAAAAGAAAAGGAAGCUCUCGGAAGUCUAAAGGCAAAUCUGCCCCCGCAACUCAGCAGCCACAGCCCAACAGCCAGGACUCUGAAAGGAGCCAUUUUCGGCUCAUCUCUGAGCAUCCCGGUGGAGAAGGGUUAUCUGCAGUCUACAAUGAGCCUUACACAGCCUUAGUACAACCACAGCAGCAGCAGCAACAAAAACAACACCCCACAGUUCCCCCGUUGCAUUUGGACACGAACCAUUUGAAACAAUGGAACUUGCCAAGAAGCCAGAAUGGCGUGUCAUCCAAAAAUGUGGAAAGCACACCUCUGUCUUGUUCCCCUAUGUAUGCCGACCCCUACACACCCGGUUCUCCCUCUUCGCACGGAGCAGCGGAUUCGAACUUCCUGGAAGAGUUCAUGAGACGCUGUGGGCAGAGCACUGCGGAACAGCACGACGGCUACCCAGCCAUGCCGGUGUCUGUCCCCGUCUCCCAUCGUGCUCCGGUGCAGAAGAAGAAGUCCCAACCUGUGCCCAGCAACCACUGGCAAGAGCCAACAACUUCUCAGAGAUGUGGCUUCCCCGGCCCUGUUUUAAAUUUCUCAGGAAUGCCUUCUUCGGAUGCCAAGUAUUUGACCACGCCGUUCCCACCCCACAUCAAUCAGAGCACCUCAUCCCAAGAUGAAUUUCUGAUGGCUUCCCUGCCAACUUCAGACGAAAGCACUGGGGCAUAUGACCUGCCUGAAAGUGGACGGGAACGGCUCGGUUCUGCCUACCACGAUUACGCCGAGCUUCAAAGUUUUCAGAGUGACUUCAGUUACGACAACAUCUGGGACACGGAGACAAAGCAACCAGCACGCGCCCCUGACAUGACUGCUGAGAUUUACGACUGCUGAAGGAGGGCAGCUUGCACUGCUGAGGAGGGUAUCGCAAAAACGACUGUGUGUCUGCACAAUUAUCUGCUUCUGAGCUAGAUAAUGCACACUGAACGGCAGUCCACGUGUGCCUGCCCUCUUCUUCCCUGUUCCUCCAGGAGGUCUCUGUAUCUCAGGGACAACUGUGACUUUCCCAGUUAUUUACGGACCCCAGCCCCUGCUCCUUCACAUUCUGGUGUGGUGGUGUUAAAAACUGGUCUGAGGAAGGAAUUGGACAUGUGAGUGAAAAUCUGCGCACCGCACCGGCUCCGAUCCAUCGUGCCUGCAUUUAUGGGAGCCACGAGGAAGAAGCAGCUCCUCCACAGAUGUUUCUCACAUCUGUGGUGGGUGGGGACUGAGGCUCUGCUCUUUGCGUCGGAUCAAGCAGUUCACCCCUUCUUCUACCCGGAAGGGAAAGCCAGCAUUAGCCAGGGUGCUGGAGUGUAGCAGUGCGCUCUCUUUUGCGACUCAGUCCAAAGGCUUUAGGUGAAAAAUUGGAUGUUUGCUGGGCACUGAGGAGUACUGGAGGGUGAUAAGAACAAUACACUUGUGUAACUGAAUUCUCCACAGUAUUAAGAAUUUGGGGGUGGGAGACAGCUGGGUUUCUUUAGAUAAACCCUUGAAAAAGAAACGGACAAGGGAACUGCUGGUGGACAAGGGUGCUGGCUUCUGUGAUGACAGGCCAAAAUGGACAGCACGGUAGGUAAUUCUGAGAUGAUAGAAAUGAGGAUGGGUCAAUGGGCAUAUUAUUUGAAAAUGAUAUAGUAAUUGUGCCACUAAAAAGAGCGAUCGUGUGACCUCCUUUUCAUUUUUCUACGUCACCGAGGCUCAGCCCUGGAAAACCUCUUCUGAGUUCAGCAUCUGCUGUGUGAGCAUCUGCCUCUGAGCCUUUAAGCAAUAACUAAAGCAGUGCCUCUGAGCGAGCGCAGAAUGUACUCUGUCACCAUGGCCCUUGGGAUGGAGAGGUUCAAGUACAUCUUUUUGCCAGCAUCCAGCAAAGUUUACAUGUAGCUUUUCUGUUUAAUAUUCUAUUUAAUAUGUAAAUGUGGGUACCUUUGUGCUGUGGGAGGGAGAAGAGUUAAAAAAAAACCUAGCUAUUUAAUUUUGUAACCAUGGAGUGUUCAGGAACAGCUGCUAUUUUCCAGCAGGUCCAAUGUUUAAACUCACCCAGGGACGGUUGCUUUUGUAAGUGUGUCAUUUCCAGGCUUCCUUCUUUUGUCCUCUCUAAGGGCUUGGGGGGUUUGGAUCUUGGGGCAGAGCAGCAAAGAUUUUCAGAGCAGAAUCUUGGAAAGAGAAGGGAGGGUGUCCAAAGGUACAUGGCUGAGGCUGCAACUGUGUUGCAGCAGGGUUCAGUUGUAUUUUUGCAAGAUUGUGUGUCUGUGUGUGUGUGAGAGUGUAAGGGUGAGAGGGGAGGGGGUUGUAGCAAGUCUGCCAAUGUAUAGAAUUUAUAUGCUGUAUAGUUCUCUUUAACCAUUGAUUUGGAGACCAUAUGCCUAAUAAAGUUAAUAUAUCUAAGA
Molecule: messenger RNA, 3944 nt
Organism: Varanus komodoensis (Komodo dragon)
Lineage: Eukaryota; Metazoa; Chordata; Lepidosauria; Squamata; Varanidae
Gene: PLEKHN1
Product: pleckstrin homology domain containing N1
Exons: 16
Coding region: 226-2409 (727 amino acids)
Biological process (GO): positive regulation of apoptotic process; response to hypoxia; 3'-UTR-mediated mRNA destabilization
Cellular component (GO): mitochondrial membrane; cytoskeleton
Molecular function (GO): phosphatidylserine binding; cardiolipin binding; phosphatidic acid binding
Source: RefSeq, a predicted model, not a curated record